AUGGGAUGCUUGAUGUCUGCUUCAGCUAAAGGUGGUAAUGCAGGUCUAUUUCUAUUGUGCUUUAGUGUGGUUGAUUCUGAGAAUAAAGAUAAUUGGCUUUGGUUUAUAGAGAAGUUGCAUGGUAUUUUGGAUGAAGAGAGAAGGGUUGUUUUUAUAUCUGACCGUCACAAAGGAAUAAAAGAAGGUAUUGCUAAGGUGUUUCCUUUAAGCUUUCAUGCUUAUUGUCGUUAUCAUUUGAAGGGUAACUUGUGUACUUGUUUGGCUUCCACAAAUGUCAUGUAUAAAGAGAAUUUGAUCAGAGUGUUUUCGAAAUGCGCUUAUGCUCCCACUGUGGUAAAGUUUAAUAAGCAUAUGGGUAAUUUGCUGAAACAUAGUGGUGCAGUAGUUGUUCAUUUUCUGUCGGAGUUGCCUAAUGAGCGCUGGGCGAAUGUUUAUUUCCCGGGCCAACGUUAUGGAGUAAUGUCCUCUAGUCUAGCUGAGUGCUUUAACUCAUGGAUAUUGAAAGAGCGUGAAUUGCCCGUGGAGGAUAUGGUUGAUUGUAUAAGGAAGAAGAUGAUGAAAUCAAUGUGUUUGAGGAGAGAAAAGGCAAGUAAAUGGAAGCAGGUGAUUUGUCCUUAUGGGGAGUCUCGGUUGGAAAAGUUAUAUGAUUUAGUUAAAACAUGGAAAGUGAUUCCUUCAAGUGCUGAUAUAUUUGAAGUUAACACCGAUCUGUCUUUGAAUAGAUUCCCUUGUUGUCACGCUGUCUAUGCUAUCAAAUAUAGUGGUAAGGAUUUGAACUUGUAUGUAGAGCAUUAUUUUCACGUUGAGAGUUAUCAUGAGGUGUAUUCAAAACCAAUUUACCCGGUUGCAUCAUUAUGGAAAUGUGAUGUGGUUGAUUGUGGUACUAGUAUUUUACCACCCUUGUCAAAAAAACCUCUACGGAGGCCUAAGAAGAAGAGAAUUUGUUCGAAUGGGGAGAAGGUUAGAGAAAUGAAGUGUGGUAGGUGUGGGAAAAUGGGAAAUCAUAACAAACUUACUUGUAAGGAGGAUUUGAAGCCUGGUUUUUAG
This is a messenger RNA of Rhododendron vialii, 1047 nucleotides long. RefSeq lists its product as uncharacterized. The transcript is spliced from 3 exons. NCBI's taxonomy places the organism in Eukaryota, Viridiplantae, Streptophyta, Magnoliopsida, Ericales, Ericaceae. The coding region runs from base 1 to 1047 and encodes 348 amino acids. The record is from RefSeq and is a predicted model, not a curated record.